Amoebophrya sp. A25 is the source of this 3022-nucleotide messenger RNA. The record is from the annotation of a GenBank genome assembly. NCBI's taxonomy places the organism in Eukaryota, Dinophyceae, Syndiniales, Amoebophryaceae.
UCAAUAUUUGAGAGAGACCAACUACAACAAGUGACGAGCAGCCUGCAAUUGCAAAGAUGUUCGUGCCUCCAAGUAGUGGUCCUUCUGCAAUUCACCUGCAUCGCAGUGCCGGACCUGCAGGCGCUCAAAAAUUCGUUCCUCGCGUUGCGCCAACUGCGAUCUUGUCACUCUUUGCUUCUUCCGUCACACCAAGUACAUCGUCUACCUCAUCAAAGUGCUUGACGAAGAACAGAACCUAUUCAUCUCGAGGUUGUCGCACUACUUCUGGAGCGUGCUGCAGAACCAUAACCUAUUCAUCUCGAGGUUGUCGCACUACUUCUGGAGCGUGCUGCAGAACCAUUACCGCGCAACGUCGUAGCUUCGCGAAUACAGCGGAUAACGAGAAGCUGGUUCUAGGCUUGGCAAUAUCUCACGGAACGACGGGCUUUGCGCUCGUUCGCUUUGGAAAUGGCGCCCCAAAACGAUUCGGACUCAUAAAUCAUUCGACGAGUGCUAAUCAUGGGUCUGGUGGAGGUGGUGGUGCUGGUGGUGGGAGUAAAAGAAGUAACUCUGGUGCGUCUGCUUCUCCGAAGAAUCCGAAGAUAUUGACCAAGAAUGGAAUUAUAUCAACAUCAACUUCAAUACCUUCGAGUACGAACCACAACAUCAAGAACUCGUGCGCCUACGACGAAGUGCGCGAUAGCGUAUGUGCAGCACUACGUCGUUUGAGGGAGGCGAGGUACGAUUUCCGAUGUAUAGGGGUUGAAGAUACGGUGAAGGACCGGUCUUUGGCAGCUGCAAAAAGAGAUUUGGAUCGGUACGUGGAGACAAGUAAGAUCCAAGGCGUCAUUCUGACAGAAGUACGAAGAUUGUGGCCUGACGUGCCGCUGCUCCAGAUCCAUCCUCAACGAGCAAGAGACCAGCUGAUGUUCUCUUCAGGAGGUGCCGGUAGUGCUCGAGGAUGCACCAUCAGGCAAGGCAGCAAGACUAACGCUUUCGCUUCGACGAAGUCUGGUACAGGUACUUCUAGAGAACAAGGGAAAAAGAACGACGGCAUUAUAAGAGGACACGACGAUGAAGACGAAGAUGCGGAAUCCUCUGUUCUGAGGAAACAUCAGAACAACAAGAACAGUUCGUCAUACUGUCGGGACGUCGCUCGUGAUAAGCUCUUUUCUUUCGCGACAGAUAAAGUUUCGAAUUUUCCUGCGGUGAAAACCGCAAGCGGAAAAAUUUGUACGAGUUCGCAUUUUAUGUCAGAUGCGUGGGCAACAGGUAUAACAGAAUUGCUUCACACACUGAUGUUUUACGUUUGUAUUCGUGAGCUCGAAGAAAGAGAAUCGAAUUUGUAGCAGGCAUGCAAAAUAUUUGACCUUUAGCUAAGUAGGUAUUCACAUUCACCCGUAUUUUCAUUAGCUUUAUUUCUCACCCCCGACCAGCUUUCUCUGUCAUUAACAUCAGCUCUUUACGCUCGGUUAGAAACCAGCGUCCUAGAAAAGCUAGAUGAUGAGGAGCUUUGUCGCAAGCUAAGGGCCCAAGUUUUGGCGCGAAGAAGUGUGAAACUUCUAGAGGAGCAGAUUCGAAAGUUGCAUCCGAGAAGAGCCGCUAUCGAUCUAGAGUUAUGGUCUUCAGUUUGUAUCCAUUUCCAUAAUUCUAAGCAUCUUGGGUCUCCUACUUUCCCUUUCACAGAAAGAUACAAGAACAUCAAGGGAAAGUAGGAGACCUCCGGGAUUCACAAGUUAGCCUUAUAGCUCUAAUAGGGGAAGUGCUGGAGAGCCAAGUACGGCAGCACAUCAAAACAAGGCUCUAUCAGAUGGUACAUGAACCUGUAUUUCGAUCGUCGGGAGGACCAGGGACCACUUCUUCGGAGGCACAGGAAAUCUGACUUUCUCAUAGGGGAACUUGUUUUUGAAAAUGAAUGAACUUAUGAAUCAUGAUGGCCUCGUCGUCCGCCAACGAACAGGAAUAUAAGAACAACCACAUCUAAUGAAUUUUGCAUAUUAAUGUGAUGUAGUAAGCAUUCCAGAUCCGCUUGUGUUUGAUAGGAAGAAAAACGGGUAAAUGCUGCGCGCAACCUUGUAUUACAUUGAAAAAAGUUUGAGGUUGACUUUCGAUGUGAAUUCCUCUGACGGUCUUUGGUUCUUGUUGGGUUCUUCUUAGCACAAAGACGGAUUUCUGUUUGAGAUGAACAGGCUUGGGGACUAGCUAGUGCUGGAACAACAGGUGGGGUUGAAUCACAAAGAAGUUUCCAGAACUGUGUGACGAGUGAGUAUUUGCAGUACAGUAUAUGAUUAUCUUGAGUAUUUCCAACGGCACAGCACAAAAUGCUUCACAAUCAAAACUACACGACUGUUUUGCUUCUGUUCUGUGACUUGUAGGUGUUAGGGUCGUGAGAGGACAACUAGAUUCGUAUUGAUUGUCUUGUCAAAUAAGUCUUGAAGUGGAUGGUGAAAACUAUGUACUUCUUAGUUAUGAAAAAAACAUUCUUCUGCCGAGGCAUGGGUAAUCUUCAUGCUUCUAAUCGCCAUCUAGUCUUCAUGCUAAUCGCCGUCUAGUCUUCAUGCGAAUCGCCGUCUAGUCCUUUCAUCAUCAUCAAUAUUCCUCUGCCGAGAUUCAGAAAUCGAAGAAAUAGUAUCUCGUAUAAGCUAUAUCGAAUUGUGAGUUUCGAGAAGUUCUGCAUUCCUUGCCCGAGAGUCUGGCUUUUUUUUGAGCAUGAAGACGGACGAAAGACGGACUCACGACGAUGAUUUUUUUAUGCUUGACACGAUGAGAGAGGCAAAGAAGCUAGACAAAGAACGCAGACGAAGAGGCGAGUCAAUACAUUUGAUUACCGUCAUUUUGUUAACUUUCUCUUUGUUUUCGAUCCGUCGGCACUUCGUCAGCGGCUGGCCUCUUUUCUGCUUUUUUGGGCGUUACAUCUAAGGCGUAGAGUGACGCAAGACGUUUACUCUGCUGAUGGUCUAGCAUGCGCAUGCUCUUGCUUACGGCGUUAAGUUCUGCCUUUUUUUUCAUAAGAAACAGAAAAAAAAUUUCUGCUAUCUUAUCA